Nothobranchius furzeri (turquoise killifish) is the source of this 747-nucleotide messenger RNA. NCBI's taxonomy places the organism in Eukaryota, Metazoa, Chordata, Actinopteri, Cyprinodontiformes, Nothobranchiidae. The record is from RefSeq and is a predicted model, not a curated record.
GAGUUUGACCACCACACGUGUCCCACGAUUGUUUGUGGAACCGUGAUUUCACGGAUGAGGGUGUCCUUCAACAACUCGCUGUUCUCCAUCUGCUCUGAAAUCAUCCCAGACUGCCUCUCGUUGGUGGACCCACAGGAUGACCGUGUUUCUAUAGAGGUUCUGUUUGAGGACACCAACCCUGGAUCAGUGAUUAACCAGGCUCUGCCCAGCUUCAACACGACCUCUCACUGCAAGAUUAAACUUGAGCUGCAGGAUGAAGCCCUGAGAACUCGUAUGGUGAUUGUACUGUACAACUAUGAAGAAAUGUCAGCAAUUCAGAUCAUUGCAACAAGUGACUUCAGCUCAUCUAAGCUGGUAUUACUGGAUGAAGUGAAUAACAUCCCAGUUUAUUCUGUGUCCUUUAACUUGGCUGACUCUGACCUGCAGAAUGGAGUAAUUUUCUCAUUGAGCACCUGCCCAUUUGCAGGAUGCUGUUUAACCCUCGGGCUCAAAAUGAGUUUAAAAGGACAAACAACUAAGUCUUUCAAGGUCUGCAGUUCUGUUAUCACAACAAGCUCCCUAGUGAAGUCCAGACGGAGUGUUUCUCUGAACCUGGGAAAGUUUGCUGUUUGUGAAGGGACAAUUGGGGCAGCCAGAGGUGAGAAGGUCCAUUCCAAGUACUCCUCACCACCCCCUACUGCUGUGAAUAUUGCUCAGAGGCCAUCUUGGAUUCAUCUAUCCCACUGCAAGCUCAUCAGCAUCAACUGA